Molecule: messenger RNA, 587 nt
Organism: Amoebophrya sp. A25
Lineage: Eukaryota; Dinophyceae; Syndiniales; Amoebophryaceae
Source: the annotation of a GenBank genome assembly
CAAGUGGAACUCGCUAACGAUUACAAGGGCUUUCACGUAGGAGAUCAUUUACCCGCGAAAUUGCGAUGGCCUGUGGGACGACCGCAGAAUUUGGACAACGCCAUCUUCGUGAAGAAAUCUCUUUUGGUGGAAGUGGAGGAAGACGAGAUUAGUUGUAAGGCGGGGGACCCUUUUGCUAAACUACAAGAACAAGAAGGUAAGAAAGACCAGCAUGAUAAAGAAGGUGUCGUGUCACCUGCAGCUGCGACCACGACGACGAAUGAAGCAGUAGAAGAAGAAACUUGUUCACCAACUUCUUUAUCUUAAGGCUUGAAGAAAUUCAUCUUCCCCAGCAUCUUCUUUUCUUUUUGAAGGGAAAACUGGCACGAUGAUGCUCACCAAGAUGGAUUUCUGCAAGGUCUAAUUAUCUACUCGAAGAAGAGGGAGCUUGCCGUUGCCAAGUGGUUUUGGUAGAGACCACGAGACUUCCACUUCUAGGCGACAAAGCGAAGUUUCUGAGGACGCGGUAGCCAGCAAGAGGAUAUCAACAUGCUCAUCUUCUGGUACUGGACUCUCUGACAGCAAGCAAGACCAGAGCUAUAUUAAAU